Pomacea canaliculata is the source of this 1614-nucleotide messenger RNA. RefSeq lists its product as uncharacterized. The record is from RefSeq and is a predicted model, not a curated record. NCBI's taxonomy places the organism in Eukaryota, Metazoa, Mollusca, Gastropoda, Architaenioglossa, Ampullariidae. Gene Ontology annotation, biological process: DNA integration. Gene Ontology annotation, molecular function: nucleic acid binding. The transcript has 3 exons. Bases 1 to 1614 code for a protein of 537 amino acids.
AUGUAUUACCAGGUACCUCUGUCCGAGCGAGCGAAGAAGAUUUCUGCAUUUACCACCCCGUUUGGACUGUACGAGUUCCAGAGGUUGCCAUUUGGCCUUGUCAACGCCCCCAUGACCUUUCAGCGCUUGAUGGACUGUUGUUUGAGUGACAUGAACUUGGCAGAGCUGAUCAUUUUUCUUGAUGACAUUUUAGUACAUGGCUCUAACCUCCAGCAGCUAGAAGAUAGAACAAUUAGAGCUCUGGAGAGGUUGCGUAUUUUUAAACUGAAACUUGAUCCCGAUAAAUGCAUUUUUGCCACCACUGAGGUUAGACACCUAGGAUACCUCGUCUCCGCAGAAGGCAUUAGGCCAGAUCCUGAAAAGAUCGAGGUCCUGACCAAGCCGAUUCUGGGCAUCGCUGACCAGUCCCAGCCCUUCAUCCUGCAUUGUGAUGCCAGUGGCACUGGUCUUGGAGCCGUGCUGUACCAACAUCAACAGGGCAAACUUAAGCAGACAGCCCGGAACACCACGCCCAUGUCACGUGACAAUGACGUCACUGACAACUUUUCCCCAGCCGUCGAAGCUGUCGUAAGGGACCCAAACACCAUUCCAGACGGCAUCUUAGAGCCGGAGGGCGGGGAGCAAGACUUUGCCACCCUGACAGUCGACGACUGGCGGAGGUUACAGCAGCAAGACCCCCACAUAGCCGCUGUCUGCCAAGCGCUCACAGAGGGAACCGACCUGACAGUGACGGGGCCAGAGACCAGGAUAUACGCCAGGGAGAGGAAGAGCCUGAUGCUAGAACAUGGUGUGCUCUACCGGCGCGUGUCUGACGCCACAUCAACCCGGGUGCAGCUGGUGGUACCCCGCUCCAUGCGACAGGAGGCGAUGAGAGGUGUGCACGAUGAGCUCUACCACACCCACUUUGACGAUGCCAUACGACACGCACGAAUGCGUUUUUUCUGGCCGUUCAUGGCGGCUGAUCUGAAGCGGAAAAUUCAGAGCUGCGAACGGUGCGUUCGCAGUGGGACGCAUGCGCAGAAAGCGCCCAUGUCAACCAUCGUGACAUCACACCCACUGGAGCUGCUGACCAUAGAUUUUCUCACCAUUGAGGUCAAAGGUGAAAAGCAGAACAUACUGGUCAUCAUGGACCAUUUUACGAAGUUCGUGCAAGCAAUACUGACGAAAGACCAAACAGCACGAACGACAGCCAGGGCUCUGUGGAACGACUUCUUCAUGACUUAUGGAUUCCCCGGCAGAAUUUUGUCUGAUCAAGGUCGGGACUUUGAGUCAAAACUCAUCCAAGAACUGUGCAGUCUGGCCGGAAUCGAGAAAUGCAGGACCACACCCUGUUACCCUUGUGGGAACCCUGUGGAAAGGUGGAACCGAACGCUGAUCAGUAUGCUGCGAACUUUAGAGACUGAACAGAAGAAAGACUGGCGGAAACACUUGAAGUCUGUAGUGCACGCCUACAACUCGUGCAUACACAGCAGCACAGGAUUCUCACCCUCCUACCUGUUCUACGGACGGUAUCCGAGACUGCCAGUCGACCUUUGCAUUUGGCCUGGACAUAGGGAAGCGACAAGGGAAGAGCUGCAGGCAGUAUGUGCAGGACUUGAAAGAAAGCCUCCGUAG